CCUGGCAUUUGCCCCUUGUGUGGGUGAAAGGGGGUGCCCUGGAUAGGUAACGGGUAACUAGGGGAGGAGAAGGGGGAUUCAGCAAUAGGGAGAGAAGGUACGCAUGGGUACACAGGGAAUUCUGGGAUAGGUGUGAGUGGGAUUUGGGAAUACGGAGUUAUAGGCUGAGCUCACAUACAGUUUAGUAACAGGGAAUGAGGUGCAACUGAACAGCGACAAAGAGGGGUGAUCUCCUGCAGCCCCCCCAAACCCCUGGGCAUCACGAAAAGAGGAACCCCGCUGUGCCAUCAUCCAAUGACCCCCACCCGCCCGCCUUCCUGAUCUGGACUACCUGCUUGGGACCCGGGAGGAUGAGAAAGCUCCGGAGACUGGUGCACAUGGUGCUGUUCUGCCCCAUUUCCAAAGGACUCCAGAGCCGCCUCCCGGGCAUCAAGGUGAAAUACCUGUUCCUGGCAUGGCUGAGCGUAUUCGUGGGCAGCUGGGUGGUGUAUAUGCAUUACUCCUCCUACUCCGAGCUGUGCCGGGGCCACGUGUGCCGUAUGAUCAUUUGUGACCAGUACAAGAAAGGGAUCAUCUCUGGCUCCGCCUGCAAGGACUUGUGUGAUGAGCGCACCUUGGUCUUCCAGCAAUGUCUCUCCUCAUCCCCCACCCAGCAGGUUUACAGCGGCAGAUGGCGGGACAGGGAAGUCAUUAUCAAAUGCGGCGUGGAGGAGACUCUGAAAGCGGACAGCAACCCGGACAGCCCCCCCCGCAGGGAACUGGUUCUGUUCGACAAGCCCACCCGCGGGACCUCCAUGGAUGAAUUCAAGGAGAUGCUGGGAAAUUUCCUAAAGGCCAACUUGGGGGAGCAGGUGUCCCUCACUGCCUUGGUGAGUCGGAUUCUGACCAUGGCCGACGUCAACAACGACGGGAAGGUGUCGCUGGCCGAAGCCAAGUCCAUUUGGGCUCUGCUCCACCUCAACGAGAUCCUGCUGAUGCUUUCCCUGCGGGAGAAGGAGCACACGUCUCAGCUUCUUGGCCACUGCGGGGACCUGUACGUGACGGAGAAGAUCCCCCACGAUUCCCUUUAUGGCUCUCAGAUCCCCGGGUUCCUCCAGACUCUGCUGCCGUCCCCCGUGCACCGACUCGUCCACCAGUGGUGCGCCCCCGCCUGGCCGCGGAGGGCCAAGAUCGCCAUCGGCCUGUUGGAGUUCGUGGAGGAGAUAUUCCACGGAACCUACGGCAGCUUCUUCAUCUGCGACUCCAGCUUCAAGAACAUCGGCUACAACGAGAAGUACGACUUCAAGGUGGUGGACCUGCGGAAGGUGGCCACCGAAAUGACCAUCCGUGGUUUCCUCAAGGGGCGCCACUGCGAGCAGAACUCCGACUGCACCUUCGGGAGCGACUGCACCGCGGCCUGCGACAAACUUAUGAAGCAGUGCCGGAACGACGUCAUCCAACCCAACCUGGCCAAGGCCUGCCAACUGCUCCAGGACUACCUGCUCUACGGCUCCCCCUCCGACCUAAGGGAGGAGCUACAGAAGCAGCUGCGGACUUGUAUGACCCUCAGCGGCUUGGCCAGCCAGAUGGAGGUCCACCAUUCCCUCAUCUUGAACAACCUCAAGACUUUGCUCUGGAAGAAGAUCUCCAACACCAAAUAUUCCUGACUGAUCAUUCCCCACCGAGGGCUACAAGGUCACAGGAACCCAACGAGACAAGAGAACAUCUUCAUUUUCUUUGAAGGACCUGCAGAGGUGGCUAUGGUUGGCCGGUUGAGGCUCUUGUUUGGGAUUGCAGGCUGAACCAUUGUUACGUCUGGAUUUGCAGGCUGAACCAUUGUUUUUGGUCUUAAUUGCAGGCGGAACCGUUGUGACAUUUGGUUUUGCAGGCUAAACCAUUGUGACAUUCUUGAUUUGUAGGCUGAACCAUUGUGACUUCUGGAUUUCUAGGCUGAACCAUUGUGACUUCUGGAUUUCUAGGCUGAACCAUUGUUUUUAGUCUGGAUUUCAGGCUGAACUGUUGUUGCAUUUGGAUUUGCAGGCUGAGCCAUUGUGACGUUCUUGAUUUGUAUGAUGAACGAUUGUGACAUCUGGAUUUGCAGGGUGAACCAUUGUUUUUGGUCUGGAUUUGUAGGCUGAACCGUUGUGACAUUUGGAUUUGCAGGCUGAACCAUUGUUUUCGGUCUGGAUUUCUAGGCUGAACCAUUGUUUUCGGUCUGGAUUUCUAGGCUGAACCAUUGUUUUCGGUCUGGUUAUGUAGGCUGAACUAUUGUGACGUCUGUAUUUGCAGGCUAAACCAUUGUGACGUCUGUAUUUGCAGACUGAACCAUUGUGACAUCUGGAUUUCUAGGCUGAAUCAUUGUUUUCAGUCUGUAUUUGCAGGCUGAACCAUUGUGACGUCUGUAUUUGCAGGCUGAACCAUUGUGACGUCUGGAUUUCUAGGCUGAACCAUUGUUUUCGGUCUGGUUAUGUAGGCUGAACUAUUGUGACGUCUGUAUUUGCAGGCUUAACCAUUGUGAUGUCUGGAUUUCUAGGCUGAACCAUUGUUUUCGGUCUGGUUUUGUAGGCUGAACUAUUGUGACGUCUGUAUUUGCAGGCUGAACCAUUGUGACGUCUGUAUUUCUAGGCUGAACCAUUCUUUUCGGUCUGGUUAUGUAGGCUGAACUAUUGUGAUGUCUGGAUUUGCAGGCUGAACCAUUGUGACGUCUGUAUUUCUAGGCUGAACCAUUCUUUUCGGUCUGGUUAUGUAGGCUGAACCAUUGUGACGUCUGUAUUUCUAGGCUGAACCAUUGUUUUCGGUCUGGUUAUGUAGGCUGAACUAUUGUGACGUCUGGAUUUGUAGGCUGAACCAUUGUGACGUCUGUAUUUCUAGGCUGAACCAUUCUUUUCGGUCUGGUUAUGUAGGCUGAACUAUUGUGACGUCUGGAUUUGCAGGCUGAACCAUUGUGACGUCUGUAUUUCUAGGCUGAACCAUUCUUUUCGGUCUGGUUAUGUAGGCUGAACUAUUGUGACGUCUGGAUUUGCAGGCUGAACCAUUGUGACGUCUGUAUUUCUAGGCUGAACCAUUCUUUUCGGUCUGGUUAUGUAGGCUGAACUAUUGUUACGUUUGAAUUUGCAGGCUGAACCAUUGCUACGUCCAUCAUCUAAAAUGCUGUAACUCUACAGACAAUUGUAAAUAAAUGGCUUUUAUGU
Molecule: messenger RNA, 3170 nt
Organism: Xenopus tropicalis (tropical clawed frog)
Lineage: Eukaryota; Metazoa; Chordata; Amphibia; Anura; Pipidae
Gene: dipk1b
Product: divergent protein kinase domain 1B
Cellular component (GO): endoplasmic reticulum membrane
Source: RefSeq, marked validated